AGCAUGGAUAAUUCACUACGUGUGGAGCGCUCGUGUCAUUACUGCCAAUAAACACAGGAUCGUGCGCUGCAUCACUUGCAAGUGUACAAAGCAAGAUGUCGACAAACAGGGAGCCAUUGCAGCAACAUGUAACGAAACCUGCUCAAGUGAAAUAUUCAAAGCCAGACGUGGAGAAACGACGAAGAGCAAGGAUGAACGCAAGUCUGGACGAGCUGAGAAAUUUGCUUUUGUCGACAUUGAAGAUGGAGGGAUCUCGUCAUUCUAAGCUAGAGAAAGCUGAUAUUUUAGAAAUGACCGUUGAACAUCUUCGUUCAAUUCAACGCCAAAGGAUGUCAGCCCUGCCGCCGAGUCAGGAGAAUCUCAUCCAACGGUACCGCCAGGGAUACAACGAAUGUGCCGCAGAAGUGACGCGCUACUUGAUGUCGUGCCCUGACAUGGACUCAGCAGUGCGUUUGCGCAUCCUUGCCCAUUUGGAAGUGCGAUGUCGCAGCACCAACCAAUUGUUGCAACUCAAGAGUGAGGCAGCUAGCAAAGCACGCGCCCACCAGUUGCCGUAUCCUUUACCCGUGUCAUCAACACAUGGGAAUCACUACAAUUCCGAGCGCGUGUCUCGCACGACUCUCUGCUCUCCACCAAAUGAAGUGAAAACGUCUGAUGGUUGGCAGCCCAGUUCUAACCAACGAGUCUAUGGUCCUGUCAAUCUGUCGUUUCAAAGCUCAGGAGCUUUUGGUAGCCCAUUUUGCGAUCAAACCUCCACUCUAAUACCUGCAUUUAGAUCCUCUAGCGAUACUCAUCAGUCACAAUCUCAGUCAGCCAGACACACACAACCAGAAAUGCAGUCUGCCAAGACGGAAGUUCUACCUUGGAUUCCCAUGACACCUCCAGAGUCUGCAACAACAUUCGCUCUAACGCCUUAUGGACACUUUUCACCAACAGGCUUUCCAAAGGGUAUCUUGCAGGGUGACGAAGUGUGGAGGCCUUGGUAGACUACUGUGUAGGUGGAGGGAGACAAGCCAUGGCCCUUGCUAGACUCUGACAUCAGAGUGUUUUGGACACCACUAAAUGUUAUGUUUCAAGUUGAGUAUGAAGAGGAUUUCUGCUUUUAAUGGCAUCUGUUUAGAUUGCUACUGUAUUUUGACAGCCUGCGGCUUCAGCAGGCAAUAUUGACAUACACAACAAAGAAACAAAUACAUAAAAGCGUCUCACUUUUCAUUAGA
Molecule: messenger RNA, 1217 nt
Organism: Corticium candelabrum
Lineage: Eukaryota; Metazoa; Porifera; Homoscleromorpha; Homosclerophorida; Plakinidae
Product: transcription factor HES-1-B-like
Exons: 4
Coding region: 96-986 (296 amino acids)
Biological process (GO): anterior/posterior pattern specification; regulation of transcription by RNA polymerase II; regulation of neurogenesis
Cellular component (GO): nucleus
Molecular function (GO): RNA polymerase II cis-regulatory region sequence-specific DNA binding; protein dimerization activity; DNA-binding transcription factor activity, RNA polymerase II-specific
Source: RefSeq, a predicted model, not a curated record